This is a messenger RNA of Beauveria bassiana ARSEF 2860, 360 nucleotides long. RefSeq names its product LSM domain-containing protein. Gene Ontology annotation, biological process: spliceosomal snRNP assembly; RNA processing. Lineage: Eukaryota; Fungi; Ascomycota; Sordariomycetes; Hypocreales; Cordycipitaceae. Gene Ontology annotation, cellular component: U1 snRNP; U12-type spliceosomal complex; U4 snRNP. The transcript is spliced from 3 exons. Bases 1 to 360 code for a protein of 119 amino acids. The record is from RefSeq and is a predicted model, not a curated record. Gene Ontology annotation, molecular function: RNA binding.
AUGAAGCUCGUCAGAUUUUUGAUGAAGUGCGUCAAUGAGCCGGUGACUAUCGAGCUCAAGAAUGGCACCAUCGUCAACGGCACCAUUUCGUCGGUGACACCCCAGAUGAACACUGCCCUACGUACCGUCAAGAUGACUCCCAGGGGCCAGGACCCCAUCUCCCUCGAUACGAUGAACAUCCGCGGCUCGACCAUCCGCUACUUUAUCCUUCCCGAUUCGCUCCCUCUGGACACACUAUUAGUUGACGAUGCACCUAAGCCCAAGAACAAGGCACGCAAGGAAGCUGAGCGCGCCAGCCGCGGACGUGGCGGUCCUAGAGGACGCGGUCGCGGACGCGGACGAGGCCGUGGUCGUCCUUGA